GCACCUGCGAUCAUCUCCUAGAAAGUUUCGUCAUCGUUGCAUGGCCUAGAUCUACUCGUGUUUAGGGAAGCGUUCCGACACAACAUAUUGUCGAAAUUUCUUUUUAUUCAGUUUUUGCUAUUGCUCUGAAAUAGCUCAAACUACAAUUCAAUAUGCCGACGAUUUCUGUUAAAAGGGAUGAGCUGUUCAAAGCUCUGGAACGAACAUACACUGAUGAGGAAUUUGAUGAACUCUGCUUUGAGUAUGGCCUGGAGUUGGAUGAAGUCACCUCGGAGAAAGAGCAAAUGGAGAGGGAGAAGGGAGUAGGAAAGGCAGUAGGAGCCUCGGAGGUUGUGGAGUACAAGAUUGACAUACCGGCUAACAGAUAUGACUUGUUAUGCGUGGAGGGCGUGAGCAGAGGCCUACGGGUUUUCCUUCAAAAAGAUCCCACUCCUCGCUACAAGGCUGUUCCACCAAAGACUGGUGCCCCCCAGAGGCUGGUUAUACAGAGUUCUACAGCUCAAGUUCGACCGCAUUGUGUUGCAGCUGUCCUCAGAAAUAUCAAGUUCACGCAGGAGAGGUACGAAAGCUUCAUUGACCUUCAAGACAAGCUUCAUCAGAAUAUAUGCAGGCGACGGGCCCUGGUAGCCAUCGGUACCCACGACCUUGACACGAUUGAGGGCCCGUUCAGCUACGAGGCGCUGCCUCCGUCACAGAUCAAGUUCAAACCUUUGGGUCAGGAGCAAGAGUACACCGCGGUGGAGCUGAUGGAGCUGUACUCGGGAGACAGCCACCUGAAGCCUUACCUGCCCAUCAUCCGAGACAAGCCGGUCUACCCAGUCAUCUAUGACAAGAACCGCGUGGUUCUCUCCAUGCCUCCCAUCAUCAACGGUGAACAUUCAAAGAUCACCCUCAACACUCGCAAUGUGUUCAUUGAAGCCACAGCGACUGACCUGACCAAGGCCAAGAUAGUGCUGGACACCCUGGUGGCAAUGUUCUCUGUGUAUUGUGAGGUCCCCUUUGAAGUGGAGAUGGCAGAAGUUGUCCAGCCUGACGGGACUGUGUGCAAGUACCCGGAACUUGCCUACAGGACGGAGACAGUCAGUGCUGCACAGAUUCGCAAACAAGUCGGAGCGGAGAUCGCGUCGGCAGACAUGGCAAAACUCCUGACCAAGAUGUGCCUGCAGAGUAGUCUAGCCGCUGAUGGAGACAGCCUCUCGGUGGAGAUUCCUCCCACUCGCUCUGAUAUUUUGCAUCAGUGUGACAUCAUGGAAGAUGUGGCCAUCGCUUACGGUUUUGACAAGAUUCAGAAGACUGUGCCCAACACAAACUGUAUUGCUGAACAGUUCCCGCUGAACAAACUGUCUGAUCUGUUGAGGAGGGACGUCGCCGCCUGCGGCUUUACCGAGGUUCUCACCUUUGCCCUGUGCUCUAAAGCCGAUGUGGCCGACAAGCUUGGGAAGAAGAUCGAGGACGCGAAAGCUGUGCACAUUUCUAACCCCAAGACAGCAGAGUUUCAGAUUGCCAGGACAACUUUGCUGCCCGGAGUUCUGAAGACGUUGUACCACAACAAAGGGAUGCCCUUGCCGCUGAAGCUCUUCGAAAUCUCGGACAUCGUUUAUCAGGAUCCUUCCAAAGAUGUCGGCUCCCGCAAUGAGCGCCACCUGUGUGCGGUCAACUACAACCGCUCGUCGGAGUUUGAGGUGAUCCACGGCCUGCUGGACCGCGUCAUGCAGCUGCUGGAGGUGCCGUUUGGCGGGCCCGACGGAUACCGCCUGGAGGCUGACACAGAUCCCACCUUCUUUCCCGGCCGCUGUGCCAAAAUCGUGGCCAGAGAUCGGGUUAUAGGUCAUCUAGGCACCCUUCACCCUGACGUUAUCUCAAACUUUGACCUCAACAUGCCCUGCUCGGCCCUGGAGAUCACUAUUGAACCAUUCUUGUAGAAUUUUCACACUCCCAUAUGUAAUAAUGUCUGCUGCCAUUUUAUUUGGGGUUUUUUUCCAUUGGUUUUUUUUUUGGGGGGGGGUUUGUAUGUUAGAGAAACUAAGUGAACUGGAAUCCUUGAAGAAAACAGUAAAUGGAGGUGCUUUAGUAAAGUCUGGUCUUCUAUUAAUAGUCUCAGACCAUUUAGGUCUUUUUUUUUCAACUUUCUGUGAGUCAUGAUUGUUUUCUUUAGUUUUAACAUAUAUAUAUAUAUAUAUAUUUUAAUAUAUAUAUAAGUGCAGAAGAUGAGAGGUGUAACUUAAAGAGUAACAGGAACAGAUGAGAAGGAGGGGAAGAGAGUGGCAAUAAAUGUGUGACAGGAAAGGAGCAAACCACAUCACCAGAGCAUCCACCAACUACUACUGGCUGGCCAUGUUUGUCUCCGUGGGUCCCAUCUUUUGUAACAUUCUGUUUGAUCAGAAACUCUGUCCAUGUUGAAUCGUGUAGUGUUCACCCUUUUCUCACAUUAGCUUCUCUCGUUCUGACUGCAAGUUUCUAUUUCCAUAGCUUUUGGAGGGGAGUGCUUUCCACAGUUUAUGAAUGAUUAGUACUGGUACUAAUUUUAGGACAAAUCCAACCCCUUUUCUUUAGGGUAAUCUUCUUCUCCUCUAAGAUUAGGUAUAAUUUUCUUCUCUGAGAUUAGGUAUUAUUUAUUACUGAUUAACGUCAAUUAGAUAAAUAAUGCAUAUAAAUUUUACUUUGGUUUCUUACAAGAUGCCAUUCUUCAGGGUUCCUUGCUCUUGCUUUACUCUCUCCUGGUUUCUCUCCCCAUUCCCACGUUUCUGCUGGCCCAAAUGGUUGAAUAAAAAGAAAUUAGACAGUGGAAAAUACCUCAAACCUUAACCCUAUCCGUACGCCCUGGGGUAAUUUUGUACCUCCGGGCUUGUAUUUUUCACAGUUUAGAAUACCUCUAGAAAGAAGAUCUCUUUGAAACUUUCAGUAUUUCUCAAAAAAUCCUUUUCACAGACUGCUAUGAAAAGCUUACGGAUCUGAUUAACGAGUAAAUUUUGAAACUUUGAAAGUGAUGGCACAGAGUUCCCCACGUCGUAUGGAUACGAUAGUAAAACACGACGUACGGAUAGGGUUAAGUGGUGGCAGAGAGUUCCCCACGUCGUAUGGAUACGUUUGUAAAUCUCGACGUACGGAUAGGGUUAAGAUCUGGUCGGGAAGAGCUAUUGGAUUAUUUGAGCAGUUGGAAAAGUUGAGGCAAUCGUACUACUUUGCUCUUUUGGCAUCUUGCAAGACACAAAGUGUCCCCUUUCUCCAUUCUAGGGGUACAAUACACGGCAUAUGGUAAAAAUGUCAGAUGAGAAUUUAUUGUAACUACUCUUCACAUUGUAUCAGAAUGACUACUCACAUCCUGUUUUUCAUUGCACCACGUGCAUUCUUCCUAUUUCUUUUCACUGAGAAUAUAUAUCACAGUGUAAAAAAAAAAUAAUCCAACUGUUUGCUUUAGUUUGCGGCAGUUAGCUUAAUUUUCUCUACUGGUUGAUAAUUUAUUUGGAAUGAGUUCCUCGUGAUCAUAUUUUUUUUAGCUUGUUAUUUUGUUUUCUUGUGAGAAAAUGAGAGAAUGUGGGCUAAACAAUAAAUAUUUUCUGCGUAUUUCA
Molecule: messenger RNA, 3569 nt
Organism: Aplysia californica (California sea hare)
Lineage: Eukaryota; Metazoa; Mollusca; Gastropoda; Aplysiida; Aplysiidae
Product: phenylalanine--tRNA ligase beta subunit
Exons: 19
Coding region: 153-1922 (589 amino acids)
Biological process (GO): phenylalanyl-tRNA aminoacylation
Cellular component (GO): cytoplasm; phenylalanine-tRNA ligase complex
Molecular function (GO): ATP binding; RNA binding; magnesium ion binding
Source: RefSeq, a predicted model, not a curated record